This is a messenger RNA of Colletotrichum truncatum, 1128 nucleotides long. RefSeq lists its product as uncharacterized. Lineage: Eukaryota; Fungi; Ascomycota; Sordariomycetes; Glomerellales; Glomerellaceae. The record is from RefSeq and is a predicted model, not a curated record.
AUGCAAAUCAUGCGAGUGGGUGCUCUCGCCGUAUCCCUGCUCACCCUGCUUUUGGGGGUUCAGGGGUGCGAAACCGAUGAUGACUGCAGCUUGAAUGGUAUUUGUUCAUCAUGUGGUUCUUGCGCUUGUGAUCCAGGAUGGCGGUCGGCCGACUGCAGCGAAUUGGACCUACAACCCGUGGAAAGGUGGACAGGAUACAAUCACACCAAUGCGACCGGUGCAGACUUUUACAAGGAAGGUGCCGGCAACUCGUCUUGGGGUGGACAUAUAAUACAUGAUCGCACGGACAAUGGUCUUUUCCAUCUGGUCAUAUCCCAAAUGUCUCACGGUUGUGGACUUGCAGGUUGGAGACCAUUCAGUACCGUCAUCAGGGCCGAGUCUCGCGUUGGCCCGAGAGGCCCCUACCAGUAUGCACAAACGCUAUUUAGCACUUUUCAUCAUAACCCAACGACGAUAUGGAGUCCUGCAGAUGAAAAGUAUCUCAUCUACUUCAUCGGAAAAGACGUCGAGGUUGGCAACGUCUGUCGUUCUCAGAAAUGGAACAACACGAUUUCUGUUUCAAGCUCGCCUGAUCUGAAGGAUUGGACGACACCCAUACCGCAUGUCAUAAACGUUACCAACCCCGCGCCGUGGCCGCUAUGGACUCCAGAGAACCCUACAAGCGAAAUCUUGCUGGGCGUUGAGAAGAACAACAUUUACCACGCCGACAACUUCUCGGCCCCACACGAACUGGUUGUGGAACCUCGCAACACCGAACGAAGUGAAGAUCCCUUCCUGUGGAGAGACAAGCGUGGCCAUUGGCAUUUUCUCGUUCAUCACAUGAUUGAUAUUGCCGAAGGGAGAAAGGGUCCUCGUGUAGGAGCGCACGCUUUUGCUCGCGAUUGGAAGGGACCUUGGACGUACAACAAUAACACGCUCGCCUACAACACAACGGUAGAGUUCACAGAUGGUGUGAAACUGGACUAUUAUCGUCGGGAGAGGCCAAAGUUGUAUUUCAGCGAGGACGGAAACAUGACGCCUCUCUAUUUGCUUAAUGGAGUACAAGAGUUCAAUAAGUCUGGCAGCUACACGCUGAUUCAGCCUAUCGGAAAGGGAGCGGCAGCAUAUGAAAAAGAGCUAGGGUUUUGA